Austrofundulus limnaeus is the source of this 3068-nucleotide messenger RNA. RefSeq names its product glypican 1b (gene gpc1b). Gene Ontology annotation, molecular function: fibroblast growth factor binding. The record is from RefSeq and is a predicted model, not a curated record. Gene Ontology annotation, cellular component: synapse; extracellular region; plasma membrane. Lineage: Eukaryota; Metazoa; Chordata; Actinopteri; Cyprinodontiformes; Rivulidae. Gene Ontology annotation, biological process: cell migration; negative regulation of fibroblast growth factor receptor signaling pathway; regulation of protein localization to membrane.
GGGAGCAUCUGCACAUUUGUUCUCAGGGUUACACCUGCUGUACCAGUGUCAUGGAGGACAACUUGGCCUUGUUGAGCAGCAGGGAGAUGGAGGCAGUUUUCAAAAAUGCCAGCCGGUCCUUACAGGCCUCGCUUGCUGGACAGCGCAAGGCCUUUGAUGGCUAUGCGGUUGAGCUGCUGAACCGCUCUAUGAUUAGCCUUCAGGAAACUUUCUCGUCAACGUGGGGCUAUGUGUACUUCGAGAAUUCCCAGGUUUUCUCUGACCUAUACCAGGAUUUGUCAGACUACUACAAAGGUUCUACUACCAAUGUCAACCUGGAAGAGGUGCUGAAUGAAUUUUGGGCCAAGCUGAUGGAGAAACUCUUUUAUGUGGCAAACAAGCAGAGUUCAAUAGGUGAAGACUACCUGGAUUGUGUGUCAAAGCAAUUAGAAACUCUGCGACCUUUUGGAGAUACGUCCCAUAAAAUGACAAUACAGGUCACACAUACGUUUGUGGCAGCACGCUCAUUUCUUCAGGGACUGGUGAUCAGCGAAGACGUGGUGCGCAGAGUGUCACAGGUGCAGCUGAGCAAGGACUGCAUGAGAGCUACCAUGAAGAUGGCCUACUGUCCUCAUUGUCACGGCAUGCUCUUUGCUCAGCCAUGCUCCAACUACUGCAGCAACGUUGUGAAGGGCUGUCUAGCCAACCAAGCUGACCUCAACCCUGAGUGGACACGUCUGGCAGAUACAAUGAUAGAGGUGGCAAAGAGUCGCUUGGAAGACAUGGAUAGUGUGAUCCUUUCCCUCCCCAGUCACAUAUCAGAAGCCAUGUCUGCCAUGAUGGAGAACAUUGGUACCAUCAACAGCAAGCUGUCUACUGUCACCACAAAACUAAAAGACGUGCGAUCACAUUGGAUUUCUUUGCCAAGCAUUUUCUGCAGAGACAGAGUGGCACAAGGUGCAGGGGCAGAGGAUAAGUGUUGGAACGGCAUUAGCCGUGCCAGAUAUCUCCCCGAGGUGAUGGGUGACGGUCUAGCCAGUCAGAUCAACAACCCCGAAGUGGAAAUCGACAUCACAAAACCAGACAUGAUGAUACGACGACAAAUCAUGCAGCUGAAGAUCAUGACCCACCGCCUGAAGAACGCUCUCAAUGGCUAUGACGUGGACUUUCAGGACACCAGUGAUGAUGUCAGCGGAUCAGGAAGUGGCACGUGUGCAGAUGAAAUGUGUUCCCGAGGAACACGCCUCGUCAUCCCUACCAGUGACCGGCCUAGGUUUUUUAACCCGCCAGAAAACGAGAAAGUGAAAGGUUCAGCCCAGCAACACUUUCCUUCUGCCAUCAUCCACCUGCUUUCACUGCUCAUUCUGCUGCUCCAGCGAUAAAUGAAAGGAGAAUGGUGCAACUGGGACUACGUUUGAAAUGUGUGGGGGGCGGGGAUGAAAAGUUUUAGAAAAGGAGGGGUGGAGGAGAAGUUGGGAGUUAGUUACUUUGCCAAAUGUAAGUGAGUUUAGAGAAACAACAACAAAUCGCUUAGAUGGACUUCCUUUGGAUUUGGAUUAGAACAAAAAUGGAUUCACAAGUAUUCAUCAUUGUUUUUGUUCUUCUCUUGUCCUCUAUUUGUUGCUAUUCUAUGACACUGUUAGAGCUGGUCUUUUUGCAUCUUCUAAUGUUUUUGUUUCUAGUAUUUGGGUUCUGUGAGAUUAUAUUUGCACCUAAGACAUGUCCAAGUAAAUUGCUAACAGUUUGUUGACAUUGGGACAACAGAAAAAGGGAGAAUGGAGUGCUGCGGUUGCCCUCCAAUACAUUUUUGGAAGUCACUCGUAUUUUGUAGAAAUUAUUUAUUUAUUAACAUUUGUCACUAAUUGAAUUAAUCCGACCGCUAUUCCUAAACAAAACCAUGCACAAACUUGGAACAAAAAUAUGUAAAAAAAAUUUGUUUAAAGAAAGAAAAUCUGGACCGCACGCCCUAUCACACACAUUACGAUUUACAGUGUUAAUACAAUGAGUUUGAGAGCACAGCCCAUCAGCACUUUCUGCUUCUUAUAAGCCGCAAUAAAAGCUGCCAUCAAGUUCACACAAACAUUAUCCCUCAAAGUCCUCAAACAGUAAUGUGUGCCAUAUAUCCACUCAUCCUYCCACUGCACCCACCCUCUAUCAUUAUUGUUCACCUGCUGCCAGURUGGAAUCAUCUUAAGAUUCUGGUUUAAGUAAAGCACAUAUUUUGAUGUGAGGAGUCUCGGAUGACAAACUUGUAACAGAACAGAACAAUCUGGUGCACUUUUUUCCCAUUGUUCCUUCAAUGCAAAUCAAAAAUAUAGCAUAUGUAACUUUUUUUGAACUGCAGUWUCACAGAUUUUUAUGUUGCAUUGUAGCAAAUCUCAAUAUAAAAGAAAAAGCCAAAUCAUGUGCAUCUUUUAAAUGAACUAUGUCAAUAACGAACCAAACUGUGUGCAAGUUGUUAACUGCUUUGUUUUUACCUUCUUGAAAGGAAAAUCACUGGGCACGAACAUUUUAAAAUGGUAAAUCAUUGCACGCCCCUAUGUGAUUAUUUCAUCAUCUGUCAGAGUUUCUAUUUCUUUCUCUGCAACUUUUUUCUAUAUGAGUGUAUCUCAGUUUCCACCUAAACUCCCACCCUCCUCCCCACUCAUUGCUUCUAAUGACCUUUAGCGUGCUCUUUCUAAUGGCAAGGCAAUAUGACAAUGACACAGUGCUUCAUUAUGUGUCAACCUUCAUGGGAAUGUUUUUUUUUUCCUUUUUUUUUCUUUUGCGUAGCCGUGGAGUGUGUACAAUAGCACACUUCCUUAUGAGAUGCUUGUGAUGGAGAAAUCGUGUACCACAUUUUAAUUCAAAGAAAUGUCAAAGCUCUUGUUUUAAAGMAUUUCCGUGCAGGAUGAGAGAGUGAUGCUUGCGUGUUCGUAUGAGUUUUGUGCAUGAAUGCGUGUGUCUGCUUGUGGCUUGCAGAUCAUAGAGAGACAAAUGAUAGAGUCUUUGUAAAUCGUGGGUUGGCACAAAAAAACUAUUUUCAAGUGCAUUGGACUUUGUAUGACAGAUAGCUACUGAAUUGACAGCAAUAGGAGAUUAAUAUAGCC